Messenger RNA from Mycena indigotica, 1485 nucleotides. RefSeq names its product Coatomer beta subunit. The coding region runs from base 1 to 1485 and encodes 494 amino acids. Gene Ontology annotation, molecular function: protein binding; nucleosome binding. Lineage: Eukaryota; Fungi; Basidiomycota; Agaricomycetes; Agaricales; Mycenaceae. Gene Ontology annotation, biological process: negative regulation of transcription by RNA polymerase II. The record is from RefSeq and is a predicted model, not a curated record. The transcript is spliced from 9 exons. Gene Ontology annotation, cellular component: ESC/E(Z) complex.
AUGCGGACCUAUCAACUCGUCCACCGUUUGGUCCUACCUUCAGACCUAGAAACUGCUCCAGGAGUCUUACAAGCGUUUCCCUGGACCUGUGAAUCCAUAUCAAACCUCUUUGAUGGAAAGCAUCGUGCACAGAAAGAAAGCUGGGAUACAGUCAUUGCAGAAUACGGAGGUGCAGUCGCGGUAGGACGCGACAAACGCGCCAAUAUCGUGUUUCCAGACGAGCCUUCAAAAACUCCUAAAGCAUUUAUUUCUCCAAUUAAUUCAGAGAUCAUCGAGAAAACCCAAGUUGCUUGGGCACUGAGAACUAACCAUCCGCUCGACCCUCUUCUGGUCGUUACUCAUAAUCGGUGCAUAUUCGUCUGGGAUGUCGGCCGCCAAUCGCUUAUUGGCUUUCUUCGCGGCCACGGAGGCCUCAUCACGUCUAUUGCUGUCCAUCCCUGCUCUCCCAAUAUUUUUGCUACCACCUCGGCUGACUUCACAACGAGAGUAUAUAAUUUAGAUAUCCUUCCUCAAAGCCCUUACCCGCCGCACCCCCGUUGGAGGCCUUGGCCAGGUCCCUCCGCGGCAAGUGCCGCCCAGGGUUUUGACACACUCGCCGACCAAGGCUCAGGAAUCGGACGCCGUAUUGUUCUGCUCGCCGGGGGCAUCUAUGGAGGCCAUCUCUGGGACGUUCUUGGCGCAGCCUUUCACCCCCGACUACCUCUGAUCGCGACUUGCGGUGCAGAUCGAUAUGUGAAGUUUUGGCGCUGCGUUCCGGGGCAAUCCAUGAUUCGUGAAGACAAGCCGAUUUUCAGCGCGAAGCUGUCUGCGGCUCGCAUAUUUUCCAUUGCUUGGCUAUCUGACGAUUUGCUCAUGAUCCAUUGUGGAAUGGCUUAUGCACCGAGUCCCGACAAUCCCAACUCUCGCGCGUCGCAAGAUCCCAACUCAGAAGAAGAAUCGCCGUUGCACUAUGAAAAGACUGUACCUGCUCGAAUUGUUGUCUUUCGCUGGCUAGGUCUACAGCGCUUUUUCCCAGACGGCUGGACGAACGACGCGAUUCAACACGUUCGCGGAAUCUCGACGGACUCACAACAGAGCAAUUCGUAUACUAUAAUAUCGAGUCUCGUUUUGAACCCACCGAACCCACCUCGGCAUGGCGAGCAGCAAGAAUGGAUCUCCAACCUCGGCCAACAAAAUCACCCCCGACUAAUCUUUGCAUAUCCAGACCCUGCGCUUAGGACUGUCGAAUUGACUGAGAUGGUCACAUUACAGGUCCCCGAAGAGUUAGAAGGAGUGACGCGUGAUAUUAAACGCCUACGACUCGAAUCUGCUGCGUCAGCCACAUCUGCUUCCGACCAAGGAUUAGUUCACAUAUCUAUUCUUGGGGCUGAGAAACUGUGGAAAAACCGAGUACUCUCAGCUGCUGCAGUCACCAAUGCAGGAGACAUCUUAGUGUUAGAUAGUCGGGGCAACUUAUGGGGGAUGAGGAGGGUGCAUGACAAGUAA